This is a messenger RNA of Bombus huntii, 2387 nucleotides long. Its product is annotated as glutamyl aminopeptidase-like. Gene Ontology annotation, molecular function: peptide binding; metalloaminopeptidase activity; zinc ion binding. The coding region runs from base 276 to 2174 and encodes 632 amino acids. Gene Ontology annotation, cellular component: cytoplasm. The transcript is spliced from 13 exons. The record is from RefSeq and is a predicted model, not a curated record. Gene Ontology annotation, biological process: proteolysis; peptide catabolic process. Lineage: Eukaryota; Metazoa; Arthropoda; Insecta; Hymenoptera; Apidae.
AUCCACUCCUCGGCCACGCAUGCGCUCGAAUGGCGACAAAGGUGUCGAGACGCAGUUCUGGGGGCGCUGAAAACUGUACUGUACCGUUUUCAGCAAUGACAAUUCUUAUACUAUAAUAACAACGAAUUUACUCCCGUAUGAGUUUUCUUCCCUUUUGUUGGUUAUUACUAAAUCAAUAGACUACAUGUAGCUUAUUUUCGGGGAAGUUUCACGUACGCAUCCACAUCCACAACCACCACCACCAACAACAACAGAUUCCUCGUACAUGCAUUCGAAUGUAUCCCCAUUCGCAAGAAAUGACAUCGAUGACUUUUGAACAAGGCGUACCGAUAUCCGAUCUACUUAAUCUGCCUCUUAAUCGAUAUUUUGGGGAUUGGUUAAAUACACAGAUGAAAGAUGGUUGCACAAUCAGUCAUAAACCUCCACACAUGUGGUAUGGAAAUUUAGUUACUAUGUCCUGGUGGGAUGAGUUAUGGCUAAGCAAAGGUUUUGCUUAUUCUCUGAAGCAUAAGGUUACAGAAGAUGCAAUUCUUCCUGGCUGGCAAGUCACAGAUUUGUUCUUACUCGAACAAAUGCAUUCUGCUCUUGCAAUCGACGCGGAACUGAGCUCGCACCCUAUCGUUCAAACUGUUAACAAUACCGAUGAAGUAACUGCAAUAUUCGAUGAAAUAUCUUACAAAAAGAUGUCCUCGAUAAUUAGAAUGAUGGAGAAUUCCAUAAAAUCAACAAUUUUUGAAAAGGAAAAUUACUUAGAUCUAAAGAAACUUAUGUACCAAAACUCGGAAGCCGCUUACCUCUCCAAAAUAUUACAAGAAUGCUCUCUGGAUAACUUGAACGUGACAGCUAUAACAGAUACGUGGACCAGACAGAAAGGAUUCCCAGUGGUGAACGUGAAGAAAUCUGGUAAUAAAUAUAUAUUGACGCAGAAACGAUUCUUGAUCGAUCCGAAUGCUGACUUUGAUCCAUCGGAAUCCGAAUACGGGUACAAAUGGACUAUUCCUAUUACUUACAUCACCAACAAGAUAUCCACACCUAUUCUUGUGUGGUUCGAUAAAGAUGCCAAAGAUCUGGUGAUUGAAUUGGACGACCCAGUUGACUGGAUCAAGUUCAACGCACAUGAAGUUGGAUAUUAUCGUGUUAACUAUGAACAAAAUGAGUGGAAUCCCCUUUACAAUAUUCUUCGAUGCCAACAUGAGACAUUGUCGGCGCUUGAUAGAGCGCAUCUUCUGGAAGACGUGUUCAGUUUAGCCUAUGCUGGGCAACUCGAUUAUAGUCUGGUUAUGAAUAUGAUGAAGUACCUGAAACGAGAAAGACACCCUAUUCCAUGGUGUGUGGCUUCCUCAAAGUUAAUGUACAUCUUUUCUCUCUUGAGGGAUGAGGGCGUUUUCCCGAAGGCAUUCAAGAGAUAUGCGGGAGACUUGGUAGACGGCAUAUACCAUGAAAUAGGAUGGGGAUUGAAGGAAGUAACAGACGCUAAAAACAAAGAUUAUACAGAUAUAAGACUUCAAAAGACAAUCUUGGAAUUCGCCCUCGCUGUGGAACACAAAGAUUGUAGUCUCGCAGUCAAACGAAUAUUCAUAAAAUAUUUCUUUCCUACGUAUGAUGAAGAUCGAAUAGAACACGUUCCAGCAAACCCUUAUAUCCGUGAUCUUUUCAGUUAUUACGGAAUGCAUUUCAUUGGCGAUAUAUCAGCAUGGGAAAGUAUAUUCAAAAUAUAUAAAGCUGAGAACAAUAGGAUAGAGAAACUGAUGUUGAUGCGUACGCUCACCGCGAUCAAGGACACUUCGAUUUUGGAACAAUUCAUUGUAACGGCCACAGACGAGAAAUACGUCGCCGUCCAAGACUUCCUCGGUUGUUUAAUCGCCAUGUCGGAAAAUCCCGUAGGAACACCAUUAGUCUGGGAAUGGGUGCGCUCCAAUUGGGAGUUCCUAGUGGACAGAUAUACCCUGAACGACCGGCAUCUCACUUCGUUGAUCCCAUCAAUCACGAAGACGUUCGCCACACAGACAAGUUUAGACGAAAUGGAAUGCUUCUUUGCCAAGUAUCCCGAUGUUGGCGCUGGCGCCAUGCAUCGCGCCAAAGCAUUAGAGACAGUAUCCAAUAACAUAAAAUGGCGAGCCAGAUCGCGUAUGAAGCUGGGAACAUGGUUACUUCGAUACAGAGUAGAAAAGUGAAGAAGGUCGAUAUAAAGACACUUGUUAUUAUGGCAAAUCAUAUCAAAAGCAUGUAAAAUUCUGUCUUAAUCGACAGAAUUUGCAAAGGAAAGAAGAAGUUUUACAUGCAAGAAGGUACUGUUAUGAACGUGAGAAGAAGAAUAAGAUUUACGUUUGUUUUUUGUUUUUAUUUUGUUAAUUUAAUUUAAGAAAGAAUAAAGAGAAGGAGAAAUA